AUGGCCACAGAAUACAAACUCAAGGACAUCACAUCCUUCAAAUCCAUUCCAAACUUUGAAAAACUCGAGUCUGAAGUCGACGGGAUCGAAAAUGGGAAGGUCCUGCUUGUGCGAAUCGACGACAAGGUCCAUGCCAUCAGUCCCAAAUGUACGCAUUACGGAGCGCCGCUGAAAUUGGGUGUUGUUGCGCCGGAUGGACGGAUAACGUGUCCGUGGCAUGGAGCUUGCUUUGCUGUCUCGACUGGUGAGAUUGAGGAUGCUCCGGCGCCGAAUCAUUUAAACACAUUCGAAGUCUACGAGAGAGAUGGCGCGGUGUAUAUCAAGGGUGAAGAGAAAGCCAUCAAGGCCGGACAGCGAGAUCCCAAUCUCUCAUGUAGCUCAUCAUCUCAGGAAAAAGUCGUCGUGAUUGGAGGUGGAAGCGGCAGCCUGGGCACCGUGCAAACACUGCGAGAACUCAAAUUCAAAGGCAGCAUUACUCUCCUCACCAAAGAAUCCAACCUGAUUAUCGAUCGCACCAAACUCUCUAAGGCAUUGAUCGCCGAUGCCAGUAAGAUCGAGAUCCGCCCCGCAGAAUGGUAUCAAAACGCUGGCAUCGAAGUAGUCCACGACGAAGCCACGGCCGUUGAUUUCAACUCGAAGACUGUCUCAACAAAAUCCGGCAAGUCAUACCCAUACACAAACCUCGUCCUGGCUACAGGUGGCAUUCCGCGCGUUUUGCCAUUGGAGGGCUUCAAAACCCUCUCCAACAUCUUCCUCCUCCGCGAUAUCCCCGACGUCGCCGCCAUUCUGAGCGCUCUCGGCGAGGAGAAGAAGAAAGUCGUUGUUGUAGGCAGUUCCUUCAUCGGUAUGGAAGUCGGAAACGCGCUGGCCUCCAAGAACCACGAAGUCUCCAUCGUGGGCAUGGAGAAAGCGCCGCUGGAGCGGGUCAUGGGCGAGCAAGUCGGCAGGAUAUUCCAAAAGAACCUGGAAAACUCCGGCGUCAAGUUUUUCCUCAACGCCAGCGUCGACAGGGCCACCCCGUCAGCAUCUAAUCCAUCCAUCGUCGGCGCCGUCCAUCUCAAGGACGGCACAGCUCUCCCCGCCGACGUCGUCAUUUUAGGCAUUGGCGUGCGUCCAGCCACAGACUUUCUCCGAAACAACCCCUCCAUCACCCUCGAAAAAGAUGGCUCCCUGGCAACCACCGAAUCCUUUUCUGUCCCCAACCUCGACGGCGUCUACGCGAUCGGCGAUAUCGCGACAUACCCCUACCAUGGCCCCGGCACAGCCUCAGCUGGCACUCCAGUUCGCAUUGAACACUGGAACGUGGCACAAAACGCCGGGCGAAGCGUCGCCCGCUCCAUCAUCAACUCGGGCUCAAAACCAAAACCAUUCAUACCCAUCUUCUGGUCUGCACUCGGCCAACAACUACGCUAUUGCGGAAAUACAUCCACUGGAUAUGACUCCGUUGUUCUCAAAGGCGAGCCCGAAAAUGCUAAGUUUGCCGCCUUCUAUUGUAAGGAAGGGACAGUCGUGGCGGUGGCUACGAUGGGUAUGGAUCCGAUUAUGGUGAAAUCCGCGGAACUAAUGCGCAGAGGGCAUAUGCCGAGUCAGAAAGAUAUUGAGGGCGGUGUGGAUUUAUUGAAGGUGGAUGUUCCGGAGCAUAUUGCUAUGUAG
Talaromyces proteolyticus is the source of this 1653-nucleotide messenger RNA. RefSeq lists its product as uncharacterized. Bases 1 to 1653 code for a protein of 550 amino acids. The transcript is spliced from 3 exons. The record is from RefSeq and is a predicted model, not a curated record. Lineage: Eukaryota; Fungi; Ascomycota; Eurotiomycetes; Eurotiales; Trichocomaceae. Gene Ontology annotation, molecular function: flavin adenine dinucleotide binding; 2 iron, 2 sulfur cluster binding; oxidoreductase activity, acting on NAD(P)H. Gene Ontology annotation, cellular component: cytoplasm.